Closterium sp. NIES-65 is the source of this 3108-nucleotide messenger RNA. The record is from the annotation of a GenBank genome assembly. NCBI's taxonomy places the organism in Eukaryota, Viridiplantae, Streptophyta, Zygnematophyceae, Desmidiales, Closteriaceae.
AUGGCCGGCCCACGUUGCCCGGCCUGCGGAGGCGGCUUCGUCGAGGAGCUCCCCGCGGCCGCGCUCGCCGGGCCCAACGCGCUCCACUCGUCGCGCGCGCGUGCCGACCUCUCGUUGGCCGACGCCUGGGCGGACAUGCGCAGCGUUCUCGCUCACCGCUCCCAACGCCUGCGCGCCGACGCGGGGUCAUCGCGGUCGUCGUCCCCCGACAUCGGCGGAAGCGCCGCCAUUGCGCGUGAGGCCGCGUCGCCCCCCACCUCCCCAUCCCCAUCCGACGGCGGCGUGGCCUCCACCCGCACAGGCCGCUCCCCACGUCGACUACGCGACGCCUCUCGCCGCGUCGCCCUAGAGUCGCUCAAUUCGCUCAACGACGUGCUUCCGCUGGGCUCGCAGCAUCGCACGAGCGGUCGCAGGGAGUCGCCGGGCGGCGUGUUCGGCGACUACGGCGACGGCGAGGACGGCUUGGCGCGCUUCCUGCGCGACAUGAGGGAGGAGUCGUCGUUCCUGGAGGUCGCCACCGCGCAGCUGCGCGCCAGAAGCGCGCCGAUGAGCGACAUCGCCCAGGAGCAGGUGCGCGUAGGGGACGGACGGGUCUUGUGUUACCUACCCAUUCUGGCGUGGCAGACGUCGGGCAGUGACGAGAGCAGCGACGAUGAAAGCAGCGACGACGGCAUUCCGCCGCACGUCGCUGCAUCCGACGCAGCGGCAGCGGCAGCGGCAGGCGGUGGUGGGCGUGGCGAGUUCACGGGCCGUGUGGGCGACUACUUCCUGGGGGACGACCUCAGCGCGCUCGUUGACCGCAUCGCCACCGCGCACCCCAUGCCUCACACCAGCACGCACACGCCAGCGUCGCAGGCAGCGGUGCGGGCGCUGCCGCUGCGCAUAGUGCGGGAGGAGGACGUGGCGGGGGGCGUGGCGGCGUGCGCGGUGUGCCACGAGGACAUGGGCGUGGGCGCCGUCACGCAGCAGCUGCCAUGCCGCCACGCGUACCACAGUGACUGCAUCCUGCCCUGGCUCGCGCAGACCAAUACGUGCCCCGUCUGCCGCUUCCGCCUGCCCUCCCAGGCCGAGGCCGAUGCUGCCCCCUCCUGCCCCUGGGCCCAUGGCUCGCUGCUGGGCGUCGACACGCGCCAGGGGGCUGGCGCUGAUAGGCGCUGGGGGGGCGAGGAGGUGGGGGACGGUGUGGGGUGGUGGAUGAGUGUGGAUGGCAGCAGGGGCGGCAUUAGGGAUGUGGAAGGGGAGUGGGGGUGGCAUGGGAUGCGGCAGGGCGGGGGUGCAGCGUCGUCCUUGUCGUCGCUGCUGCAUCAACGCAUCCACACUGCUGGCCCCACGCCCUGGAGUCACCAGCAUCAUCAUGCCCAUGACCCCUCCCACACCCACACCCAUCACCACGGCCAUGAUGCAUCCCACGCCCACCACCCUGCCCGUUCGCCCUUUAUGGGCCGUGGGCCCUCGGGUGCCGCCUCCUCUGACCGCUGGCCUGCCGCCUCUGCUGCCUCUUGGCGCGCGUCCGCCCCCUCUGCUCGCCCCUCGCCUGGCGCCACACACAUGCCCCUGCAUGGCGCGGCACAGGGCGGCGUGGGGGACAGGGGCGUGCAGCAGGGGGGCAUGGAGGCAGCGAGGCGUGGCAGCGAGGCAGUGAGGCGGGCCGUGGGGUCGUCGUGGGAGGCAUAUUUGAUGCGGCAGCGCGCCAGGCAGCUGGGGGGGGAGAGGCUGGCAGGGGCAGCCAGGCAGCAGGAGGGGGGAGGAGGCAGGCAGGGGAGCAGUGCAAGGGAGGGGAUGCGGGGUGAUGCUGUGCAGGGGCGGGGGGAGAGCAUGGGAGGAGGAGAAAGUGAGGCAGGGCCGUCGGUGGGAGGGGCUGAGGUGAGUGAGAGGCUUCCUGCUGCUGCUGCUGCUGCUGCAGCGUCUGAUGGGCUGGCAGUGUGGCGCCGUGACCUGAUUGGUGCAGCCAGAGGCACUGUGUUUGCUGACAAGGGGGAGAGGGAGAGGAGGUGGGGAGGUGGGGCAGUGGCGGUGAGGGGAAGGGUGCAAAGGGAGGCCACAGGGGGCAGCGUGGGUGCGAGUGGCAGUGGCAGCGGCAGCGGCGGUACGAGGUCAGAUGAGAGUUGCGAUCUCAGCGAGGGUAGCCCCUCGUCCCCCCCGCUCACUCCCUCCUCUCUGGCGACUGUGCUUGGCAGCAGCGCACAUGGGUCCCCGGAGGGUGGUGUGGGGUGCACAGAAGCAAGGAGGGAGAAGCGGAGAGCGAGGGAGAUGCAAGGGAGGGAAGUGGAGGGUGCAGGGAGGAGGCAGGGGGGCGGCAUUGAGUGGACACCGCCCUCCCCAUUCAGUGUGUUGCAAGUCAGUGUGUUGCAAGUCAGUGUGUUGCAAGUCAGUGUGUUGCAAGUCAGUGUGUUGCAAGUCAGUGUGGUGCAAGUCAGUGUGUUGCAAGUCAGUGUGGUGCAAGUCAGUGUGUUGCAAGUCAGUGUGGUGCAAGUCAGUGUGGUGCAAGUCAGUGUGUUGCAAGUCAGUGUGGUGCAAGUCAGUGUGUUGCAAGUCAGUGUGGUGCAAGUCAGUGUGGUGCAAGUCAGUGUGGUGCAAGUCAGUGUGGUGCAAGUCAGUGUGGUGCAAGUCAGUGUGGUGCAAGUCAGUGUGGUGCAAGUCAGUGUGGUGCAAGUCAGUGUGGUGCAAGUCAGUGUGGUGCAAGUCAGUGUGGUGCAAGUCAGUGUGGUGCAAGUCAGUGUGGUGCAAGUCAGUGUGGUGCAAGUCAGUGUGGUGCAAGUCAGUGUGGUGCAAGUCAGUGUGGUGCAAGUCAGUGUGGUGCAAGUCAGUGUGGUGCAAGUCAGUGUGGUGCAAGUCAGUGUGGUGCAAGUCAGUGUGGUGCAAGUCAGUGUGGUGCAAGUCAGUGUGUUGCAAGUCAGUGUGGUGCAAGUCAGUGUGGUGCAAGUCAGUGUGGUGCAAGUCAGUGUGGUGCAAGUCAGUGUGGUGCAAGUCAGUGUGGUGCAAGUCAGUGUGGUGCAAGUCAGUGUGGUGCAAGUCAGUGUGUUGCACGUCAGUGUCAUGCUGCCGUCAUUGCCUAUUCACAUCAAGUGCACAGUUAGGAGGUGUGCAGAGCAGUGCAGGAAAGUUUGA